GAUCGGAGCGGCGUGUUUACAUCGUUAAAACACACGUGGGUUCUUGCAUUUGACAUUGUUAAUCAUUAUUUGACACAACCAAUUUCACACUGUCAUCACAUAGGCAUUACACCAGGUAUCGAAAUUUCUAAAGACUGAGCCAAUGAGCCAGGUGAAACAGCUCAGCAGACACAAGCUGUCCUUCUGUCAGCUGAGACUUCUACAGCAGGUAUACAGCAGUAAGUGUCAACCAGUGAGAGCUUCCCACAAUGCAGCGGAUACUGAAGGGAGGCAACUGGAUCAACAGGGGAGACAACUAGGUCAGAAACUGAAUGAGGACCGUCACAGGAGAGUGCCCCACAUCCCAGUGAUGUUAAAGGAAGUGAUGGAUGUACUCAAACCUACUGAUGGACAGGUUAUCGUGGACAUGACCUUUGGAGGUGGAGGUCAUACAAGGGAGAUAAUCUCAAGAGCACAAAAUGCCAGAGUGUUUGCCUUGGACAGGGAUCCAGUGGCGUUUGAAAUGGCAACCCAACUAUCACAGGAAUGCAAGGAAGGGCAGAUAACUCCAUUACUUGGUCGCUUCUCUGACGUGCCUCAGCUGCUAAGACAGCAUGGUGUGGAAGGUGCGUCUGUGGACAGCUUCCUGUUUGAUGUGGGGGCGUCGUCCAUGCAGUUUGACCAGGCUGGCCGGGGCUUCUCUCUCAGUCAAGAUGGACCCUUGGACAUGAGGAUGGAUGGAGACAGGAUCCAGGAUCAGCCGACAGCAGCCGAUGUUGUCAACCACAUUGAUGAGCAGGACCUGUAUGUGAUCAUCAAGAAGUAUGGAGAGGAGAAACUUGCCCGCAAGAUUGCCAGUGCCAUCGUUGACACACGCUACGCCUUCGGGAACAUCACACGCACACGACAGCUAGCAGACAUAGUAGCCAGCGUGUUCCAAGGUGAUCUCAGACGAGAUAAGAUGAUGAGACAUUCUCACGUCGCAACAAAAACAUUUCAAGCUCUGCGUAUAUUUGUCAACGAUGAACUGAACGAGUUGAAUAACGGCCUGGAACUUGCCCACAGAUUCCUCAAACCAGGAGGAGUGUGUGUUGCUCUGUCAUUUCAUUCACUUGAGGAUAGGAUCGUCAAGCGGCAUUUCCAUGGCAUCGACAUGGACCUGCCACUCAACAUGAAUUAUCGGGAUCACCUUAGAAACCCCUCAGUCCUGCAUGAAAGAAAGGAUGUUGUGGACCUUUUGAAAAAACGAUGGCUGCCUUCAUCGAAAAAAGUGUGUGUGCCAACAUACACAGAUUGUUUGGACAAUCCCCGAGCAAGAUCGGCUAAACUGAGAGCUGCAGCCAAGAUACAGUGUAACUAAGAUGGGUAGAUUAUAGUUGUCAAGCAUAAAGGACACACCCUAUUAUGUUUUGUUUUACGAAGUGUUUGGUUGGUCGUAAAUAUCAAUUUGAGCUUACAAUAAAGUGCAAUUGAGUGCUAGAUUUAGACAGGGCUCGUCACCAA
Haliotis rufescens (red abalone) is the source of this 1482-nucleotide messenger RNA. RefSeq names its product probable methyltransferase-like protein 15 homolog. Gene Ontology annotation, molecular function: rRNA (cytosine-N4-)-methyltransferase activity. The transcript is spliced from 6 exons. Gene Ontology annotation, biological process: rRNA base methylation. Bases 143 to 1339 code for a protein of 398 amino acids. NCBI's taxonomy places the organism in Eukaryota, Metazoa, Mollusca, Gastropoda, Lepetellida, Haliotidae. The record is from RefSeq and is a predicted model, not a curated record.